Molecule: messenger RNA, 2650 nt
Organism: Cuculus canorus (common cuckoo)
Lineage: Eukaryota; Metazoa; Chordata; Aves; Cuculiformes; Cuculidae
Gene: ATG4D
Product: autophagy related 4D cysteine peptidase
Exons: 10
Coding region: 1-2649 (882 amino acids)
Molecular function (GO): protein-phosphatidylethanolamide deconjugating activity
Source: RefSeq, a predicted model, not a curated record
AUGAGGGGGGGGAAGGGGGGGGCGAGCGGUGAGGCGGGGGGGCGGGUGAGGGGCCGCGUCCUGGCGGCCUGGAACAGCGUCAGAUACGGUUGGACCCUGCGCUCGAGGUCCCGGUUGAGCAGAGCCGCCCCUCUGCACCUCCUGGGGCGCCGCUACCGCCCCGACAGCCACGAGGAGCUUCGUCGGUUCCGGUGCGAUUUCUCAUCGCGGUUGUGGUUCACGUAUCGGCGCGAGUUCGCGGCGCUUCCGGAGUCCCUUUGGAGCACCGACUGCGGUUGGGGCUGUACUCUGCGCUGCGCACAGAUGCUCUUGGGCCAAACGCUCAUCCUCCACCUCCUGGGGCGCGACUGGAUGUGGCCGGAGGCUCCGGCAGAGCCGGGGUCGCGGUCUCGGCGGCCGAAGGACCCCCACGACGGGCACAGCACCCCCAGUUUGGCACCAGCGCCUCCCAGUUUGGCACCAGGGCCUCCCAGUUUGGCACCAGGACCUCCCAGUUUGGCACCAGGAUCUCCCAGUUUGACAUCAGGACCUUCCAGUUUGGCACCAGGAUCUCCCAGUUUGGCACCAGGAUCUCCCAGUUUGGCACCAGGACCUCCCAGUUUGGCACCAGGACCUCCCAGUUUGGCACCAGGACCUUCCAGUUUGGCACCAGGACCUCCCAGUUUGGCACCAGGAUCUCCCAGUUUGGCACCAGGACCUCCCCGGAUGGAGAUGGGAUCCAUUGGGGCGUCCCCGGGACUCCUCAGGAGGGCCCUGGGAUCAGCUCGGAUGUCACCGGGACACCCCAGGAUGGAGAUGGAAUCCACUGGGGUGGCACUGGGACCUACUGGGAUGGCACCAGGAUCCGCUGGGAUGUCACUGGGAUCACCAGGACACACCAGGAUGUCACCGGGACCCCAUGGAACGCCACCAGGAUCCACUGGGAUGUCAUUGGGAUCCCAUGGGAUGUCACCAGGACACACCAGGAUGUCACCGGGAUCCACUGGGAUGUCACUGGGAUCACCAGGACACACCAGGAUGUCACCGGGACCCCAUGGAACGUCACCAGGAUCCACUGGGAUGUCACCGCGAUCACCAGGACACACCAGGAUGUCACCAGGAUCCACUGGGAUGUCACCGGGAUCACCUGGAUCAUCACCAGGACGUCCAAGGAUGUCACCGGGACUCUCUGGAACAUCACCAGGACACACUGGGAUGUCACCGGGAUCAUCUGGAAUGUCACCGGGACACACCAGGAUGGAGACAGGAUCCACUGGGAUGUCACCGGGACACACUGGGAUGUCACCAGGAUCCACUGGGAUGUCACUGGGACCCCCUGGAACAUCACCAGGAUCUACUGGAAUGUCACCAGGACACACCAGAACGUCACCGGGACCCCCUGGAACGUCACCGGGACCCCCUGGAACAUCUCCAGGAGCCCCUGGAACGUCACCGGGACCUCCUGGAAUGUCACUGGGACCUCCUGGAACAUCUCCAGGACCUCCUGGGAUGUCACCGGGACCCCUUGGAAUGUCACCAGGACCCCCUGGAAUGUCACCGGGACCCCCUGGAAUGUCACUAGGACACACCAGGAUGUCACCGGGACCUCCUGGAACAUCUCCAGGACCCUCUGGAAUGUCACCGGGACCCUCUGGAAUGUCACCAGGACCCCCUGGAACAUCUCCAGGACCCUCUGGAAUGUCACCAGGACCCCCUGGAAUGUCACUGGGACCCCCUGGAAUGUCACCGGGACCCUCUGGCACAUCUCCAGGCCCCUCCGGGACGUCCCCGGCAUCGGCUGAGCUGCCCCGACGCCCCCCCAGGCCCGAGCGGGGUCCCUUCACCGCUUCGUCCCCCGUCCCCCCUUUAUCGCCGCAGGACGCCGAGCGGUGUCACCGCGCCAUCGUCGCCUCCUUCGCCGACCGCCCCGGCGCGCCCUUCGGCAUCCAUCGCCUCGUGGAGCUCGGCCGCGGCGCCGGCAAGAAAGCGGGGGACUGGUACGGCCCCUCGGUCGUCGCCCACAUCCUGCGGAAGGCGGUGGAAUCGUGUCCGGAGACGCGCGGCCUCUCCGUUUACGUCUCCCAGGACGGCACCGUUUAUAAAGGGGACGUGGCCGGGCUGGUGCGCGGCGAGGCCGACGGCGGCGGCGAGACGGAGUCGCGGCGAGCUGUCGUGGUGCUGGUGCCGGUGCGGCUCGGCGGGGAGAGCCUCAACCCCCUCUACGUGGACGGCAUCAAGGAGCUGCUGCAGCUCGAGGCGUGUGUGGGUGUCAUCGGGGGACGGCCCCGGCACGCGCUCUACUUCCUCGGCUUCCAGGACGAUUCGCUGCUCUUCCUCGACCCCCACCUCUGCCAGUCCAGCGUCGACACCUCCCGACAGGGCUUCUCCCUCCAGUCCUUCCACUGCCGCUUCCCGCGGAAGAUGCCCUUCUCCAGGAUGGAUCCCAGUUGCACCAUCGGCUUCUACGCCGCCGGCGGUGCCGAACUGGAGGCGCUGUACGACCGUCUGUCCCGCGUGCUGGCCCCCCCCUCAGCGCCCCGGUACCCCCUUUUCACGCUGACCGAGGGGUGCGCGCCGGAGCCCCCCCCGACCCCCCCAAACCCUCCGGGGCCCCCCUGCACCGGCAAGCGCCCCAAAACCCCCGCCGGCGACGACUUCGUCUUCCUGUGAC